GCCGAGCGGAAGUGUGUUGGAUUUUCUUUUUUUUUCUUCUUCUUCUCUCCGGUCGUUUCCUCUUCUGUGGCUCUUCGUCCUCUUUUAAAAAAAAAAAAAAUUUAAUCUCCGUGAAGUAACGGCGACAGCGAGAGACAGAAACAACAUUGUGUCGACGGAAACAACACCUUUCCACCCACUAACGGUCUGAGCUGUGAUGGCGGACGGUGGGCAGGUAUAGGGGCAGGAGAGAAAGUCUGAACCCUGAGCAGGAUCCUAAAUGAGGCUGCAGGCACCAUGAGCUGACGACUGUGACAUCUUGUGUUUUAUAUUCUUUUUACAUAUGGCAAGGAUCACUUUUUCCUGCCUGCCGGCGUCCUGGUACUGCAGCGUGUCCCUGUUGUCUCUGGGCUGCGCUCCCAGGCAGAGGCUGCUGCUGCUGCUCCUCUUCAUCACUUCCGCCGUCCUCCUCCUGGGAACCUACCAGAGUAAGCUGUGGGGCCCGCAGCGACGGCCCGGGGCCCGAGUCAACAUGUACCUGUCCAUCGCAGAGUCCAUGGAGGCCACUGACGUCCUCAACCCUGCUCUGAAUUAUGGGAUCGUGGUGGACUGUGGCAGCAGUGGUUCUCGGGUCUUUGUGUACUACUGGCCCCCCCACAACGGGAACCCUCACACCCUGCUGGACAUCAGACAGAUGAAGGACCGCGACCGUAAACCAGUCGUCAAGAAGAUCAAACCUGGUAUCUCCACCCUGGCGAAGAGCCCAACGCAGGCCAGUGACUACCUCCAACCUCUCCUGGGCUUCGCUGCUGCUCAUGUCCCGAAGAACAAACACAAAGAAACACCUCUGUACAUCCUCUGUACUGCUGGCAUGAGGCUGCUGCCAGAGAGCCAGCAGGCAGCCAUCUUGGAGGACCUGGUCACCGAUGUUCCUCUGGAGUUUGACUUCUUGUUUUCCCGUUCCCAUGCUGAGGUCAUCUCUGGGAAGCAGGAAGGAGUGUAUGCAUGGAUUGGCAUUAAUUUUGUAUUGGGCCGCUUUGAUCAUGCCGAUGAGGAGGACGCCACAGUUGAGGUGACAACAGGCUCUCAGAACCAGAAGCCAAUCAGCAGGCGGCGCACAGUGGGCAUCAUGGAUAUGGGUGGAGCCUCACUGCAGAUUGCCUAUGAGGUGCCCAGUGCCAUCACCUUCAGUUCACCACAAGAAGAGGAGGCAGGGAAGAGUGUUCUCGCAGAGUUUAAUCUGGGCUGCGAUGUUGAGCACACACAACAUGUUUACAGAGUCUACGUCACCACGUUCCUCGGCUUCGGAGGAAACAUGGCCAGGCAGCGCUACGAGGACCAGCUGGUCAACAACACACUGGCCAAGAACAGGUUUCUAACCACACAGACGGGCCUGAGUGAGGACAAACCGUACCUGGACCCCUGUAUGCCGGUCGAUCUGUCGGACACAGUUGUGAGAGACAACCGCACGUUGUUUCUGAGGGGUCAGGGUGACUGGGCUCGGUGUCAGGAGGCCGUGCGACCCUUCCUGGGUCUCCAUAACGGCACCAUGUCACCAGGGGGCGUCUAUCAGGCUCCCAUCAACUUCAGCAACAGCGAGUUUUACGGCUUCUCGGAGUUCUUUUACUGUACGGAGGACGUGCUGAGGCUGGCAGGACACUAUGACAGCGAGAAGUACUCCAGAGCCGCGAAGGAAUACUGCUCCACCAAGUGGUCGAUAUUAAAACAGCGUCUGGACAACAAGCUCUUCUCUCCACAGGCCGACAUAAGCAGACUCAGGUAUCAGUGCUUUAAGUCGGCCUGGAUGUACGAGGUGUUGCACUCCGGCUUCCGUUUCCCCACCGACUAUCCAAGUCUGAAAACAGCCCAGCUGGUUUAUGACAAGGAGGUGCAGUGGACUCUGGGAGCCAUCCUGUUCAGAACCCGCUUCCUGCCUCUCAGGGACCUGCAGCAGGAAACGUUGCGGCAGAGCCACUCCAGCUGGUUGCGCUCCUCCUUUGUGUACAACCACCACCUGUUCUCGCUCUGCAUCCUGGUGGUGGUGCUGGCCAUCCUGCUCUACAUCCUGCGCCUGCGGAGGAUCCACCAGCGGGAGCAGCGGCAGGCCGAGGCCCUGAACCUCCUCUGGGUUGAAGAGGGAGAGGCUCUCCUCCCCUGAGAAAUACAUGUGUGUUGGGGAGUGUCCAGACUGAUAACCUGCAGGGUCUUGUCCAAACCACUAAAACUAAAGAAUGCCAGUAUGGAGGACAGAUAAUAGGAACCUGGAAAUUACUCACCUGCCAAGGGUGUGACUGGGUUAAUGGAUAUACGGGAAGACCCAAGAUUUUACUGCGUGGAAAAAACAUCACAGUACAGAGACAGUUUAAUGAGCCUGGAAAUCAAACUGCUCUGUAUAUUCUUGAUUGUGCAGCUUUAAACACAGAGCUCAUCCCCAAUCGGACAGAUGUUCUCUGUGUUUACUCUCUUCUCUUUUAAGACCAUUUUGGAAGAAAAGAAUCGACUUGGCAAUUCUCCAAAGAUUCAGUGGAUUGAUAACUGCUGAGUGAGACAGACAGAGGUGGUAAAACUCCCCGGCAGAGGAGCUUUAACACAGGAAUAUGGAUUUGUUGAAGACGAUUCAACAUCCAUAUGGGAGAAGCUGCCUGAAAGAAAUGCAACUCGUCCCUCAGUGAGCCUGUUAGGAUUCGUUUCUUUCCAUGAAGAAAUAAUUAUGUGGUAGGAAGGUGAUCACAACACCUGCUGGCAGCGGACGGUCGCUCGCUCUGUCCGCAGUGAAACCCUCUCAACCAAUCCAAUCGCUAAAGAGUCUGACAUCAACAUUCACCUUCACUUAAUGCUUAAUCUGGCACCACCAAAGUUACAUUUCAGUUCAUGACAGGACACCUCCAAAACCAUCAAUCUGUCUUCCUAUAGCUGUACUUUAGGCCGUCCUUCCAGGAUUUUGUUUUGCUUUAUUGGUUUUAUUUUUUACAAAACUGUUGAGCCUUUGUUUUCGGGAUAAUUCAUUUAAAAAUUGAAGGCAACUUGUUCCAGUGAGAAUAAAAUCACCAGUAGUUUGGUGACAUACGGCUCAAUGAAAGAGAGAAAUGCGUGGCCCAAAGUUUAGCUAAGCCUUUUAUGUAAUAAUUUAGGCUAAUAGAUCGUAUCGGAUUACACUUUUCCCUUCGUUAUCCAGUCCGGACAGAUACCAAUACUGAGUAUCGGAUCUGCAUAUCCCUACCAGCUGCACCAAUGUUAAAAUGCUAAACAACAUGGUAGUGUUAGCUGACAUGUUACAGUAAGCUCAACUGUAACAGGAUAGUAAUUUUACUCAUAUAGGAGUUCAAUGAAGUCUAACUUAGACUGAAGAAAGCAGAGCAAUAUCUGACAAUGUGGAGAUGAUUUUGAGAAGUCUGAAAUGUCCCAAAAUGGCCACUGUACCUUUCAUACACUUCAUAUCGUCUGUAUAAUUUCCUAAACUUUUUUUUUUGGGGGGGCUCCAGAGUUGUCUACAUCUGUUCCUUUCCUUCAACAUGCACAUAUGAUCUUUGAGUAUCUUCAUCUGACAUAAACCUGACAUUCCCACCUGCGUAUAGAGAGAGCAAAGGUAAAGACGCUGUCACUUUGCCGGGAGCUGAUUUUUAUCUAACCUGAAAUCUCAAAAUCCUUCUUUUACCACUACUAGCAGUGGAAACGUUCACACAGCAAAAGUGAUUUAGCAUUGCACUUCAGUGUGCGGUGAUAUCAUCACAAGUGCAGCAUUGCUUUUCUGCCAUCAAAGAUAUUGUUUCAUCUACACCUCUGUACGUCCCGAUGGGAUCAUUUCCUCGAAAGCAAUCCUGCAGACCGAUGAUGUCAGCUGCCGAGCUCAGGCCUCAGAUUGUGCUUUGAUACUUGAAUGCCACUGUUGUCCUGCCCAGACCCCCGCCAAGCACAGAUUUCUAUCAGAGGAAAGACGGAGCCAGAAGGCAUUUUAGCCCGAAACAAGCGGAGAGAUCUGCUCAGUGUUUGGAUGAAGGCGCUGAAAGCAGACGAAGACCCCGGAGGCCUGAUUAAAGCAGAUGCCGUCUGAUUUCUGAACGCAAUAACUCCAUGAAAGGGAAGAAACUUGUCUCCUGCCAGUGACCAAAAUGGAUGCUGGGCCGUGGCAAGAAGUACAGAAAAGAUCUAUGGUUUUCAAAAUGAACUACUUUAAAGCCAUUUCUGAGGAAAAAAGCCUUACCCUGAGAGAAGGGGUCUAUUUUAUUCCGUUUUUAUGUCUACUGUAUUUCAUAGCUGUAAAUGAAGCCAGUGUUUUCUAGUUGUUGUAUUUUUUGUGACUCGUGGCAUUGUGUUAUGUGCCGACAGACUGAUGCACCAAACCAUGACGAUGCAAAUAUGUGUCUGAGCAGCACCUGGUGAAACUUCCUGAGAAGUUACAUAAUGUGUCGAUCCCACAGUGGGAGAUUUUAUAUGUCUGCAUUUGAUUUGUAAUUCAUUUUUACUGAUUUCAGUCGGAUGUGUGGGACACGAUUCGUCAAACUAAAUGAUGAUGAGUUCAUGGUUUUUAAAGAAAAUGCUGUUUUGUAACCUGUGGUGCUGAUGUUGUAAAAAAAAAAAGAGAGAUGGAAACUGUCUGGGAACUUUCUACAACUUCUGUACUCUGCGCUCUCCUUGCUUUUCUAUCCGUCCUGACACAGAUGAGUCGCGACAUGUCCUUGUCAAACUGUCAGUGUGUGUUUGUAACCUUCGUCUCCUCAUCUGUACUUCAAAAACACUUUUCCACUUGUGAGUCCUGGACCAGCUGUGUGAGUUUCUGAUGCAGCAGCCAAAAGUCUGAACGCUGACAGAGUGAUUUCUGUUUUAUUUCCUCCUCUACCUUCCACUGUAAGGUAACUGUCGACCUCUUUCUGACACGGGACCAGCAGUUGAGUGCGUCUUUCCAGCGCUGGGCAUUGUGCAAUGUUGAACAGUAAUUCACUGAAGGGGAAACUUGACUUCGAUGUUUUUAAUUAAGGUACCUUUUUAACAUCAAUGUGAAUAGAAACAAUUCCAAUCCAAUAAAGGAUCAUUUUUAAUGAAA
Dicentrarchus labrax (European seabass) is the source of this 5020-nucleotide messenger RNA. Its product is annotated as ectonucleoside triphosphate diphosphohydrolase 7. Bases 323 to 2137 code for a protein of 604 amino acids. The record is from RefSeq and is a predicted model, not a curated record. NCBI's taxonomy places the organism in Eukaryota, Metazoa, Chordata, Actinopteri, Moronidae. The transcript has 14 exons. Gene Ontology annotation, molecular function: nucleoside diphosphate phosphatase activity. Gene Ontology annotation, biological process: nucleoside diphosphate catabolic process. Gene Ontology annotation, cellular component: membrane.